This is a messenger RNA of Lates calcarifer (barramundi perch), 2347 nucleotides long. It is a transcript of the gene p2rx5, whose product is annotated as purinergic receptor P2X, ligand-gated ion channel, 5. Gene Ontology annotation, biological process: response to ATP; monoatomic cation transmembrane transport. Bases 43 to 1434 code for a protein of 463 amino acids. Gene Ontology annotation, molecular function: purinergic nucleotide receptor activity; extracellularly ATP-gated monoatomic cation channel activity. Gene Ontology annotation, cellular component: plasma membrane; nuclear inner membrane. NCBI's taxonomy places the organism in Eukaryota, Metazoa, Chordata, Actinopteri, Centropomidae. The transcript has 12 exons. The record is from RefSeq and is a predicted model, not a curated record.
AGCCUGCUCUGCUGUCUCACUCGGGUUCUCGGUGCGGGAGGAAUGGCAGGCUGGGGGGUCUUCUUCCUUUCUCUCCUCAACUACAAGACAGAGAAAUAUGUUAUCGCCGAAAACAGGAGAAUCGGAAUAUUGUUUAGACUCUAUCAGCUGGCCGUGCUGGGAUACAUAAUAGGGUGGGUAUUUGUAGUGAAGAAAGGGUACCAGGAGAGAGAAGAGGCCAUCCAGACCUCAGUCAUCACCAAGCUUAAAGGUGUUACCCUGACCAACAGCUCUGAGACAGGGCUUCACCUCUGGAGUGCUGAAGAUUAUGUCAUACCCCCAAAUGGCGAGCAGGUGUUCUUCAUAGUAACAAAUUACAUAGAGACCCCCAAUCAGAGACUGGGGUUUUGUGCUGAGAGUUUCAAGGUGCCAAAUGGACGAUGUCUAAGUAAUGAUGACUGUGUCGAAGGAGAGACUGUAAUAGCUGGUCAUGGAAUCAAGACCGGCUUGUGUUUAAACAGCACUGGGACCUGUGAGAUUUACGCCUGGUGUCCUAUUGAAUACAGCAAGCGACCCGCAGAGCCCUUACUGAGUGAAGCGGAAAACUUCACCAUCUACAUCAAGAAUUUCAUCAGGUUUCCAAAGUUUGAAUUCUCCAAGUCUAACGUCCUUGAAACCUCAGAUGAGGGCUACCUGAAAAGAUGCACCUACGACAGCGAGAACCAUCCUUACUGCCCUAUUUUCCGCCUCGGAGAUCUGGUCAGCUGGACUAAUCAUGACUUCCAAGACAUGGCCGUUAAGGGUGGGUCUGUUGGUAUUCUUAUUGAGUGGAACUGUGACCUGGAUAAGGACUCUUCACAGUGUAAUCCACAGUAUAGCUUCACCCGUUUAGACAUGAACUUGAACAAUUCAGUCACAUCAGGAUACAACUUCAGAUAUGCCAGGUAUUACAAGGAUCAAAACGGUGAAACCUAUCGCACUUUGUAUAAAGUGUAUGGAAUUCGCUUCGAUAUCAUAGUCAAUGGCCAGGCUGGAAAAUUCAAUAUUGUUCCCACAAUAAUUGCCAUUGGUUCGGGUGUUGCUCUGCUGGGUAUAGGGGCAUUUGCAUGUGAUAUGAUACUGCUGUACAUGAUGAACACGAGCUCCUUCUACAGAGAGAGGAAGUUUGAAAUCAUCAGCUUCAAGAGAGACCGGACCAAGCACAAGGACGGAAAGGCAGGACACCGGGAGAGGAGAUCCAGGAAACCAGCUGCUGAGAAAGGAGCCAGCAACUCCAUCAAAAAGCCAGAGGAAACUGAUCUCACUGAGGAAGUUUCUCCCAUUGAAGAGAGCCAGCCGUCUGUGGAGAAACGGGGUCCCACCAUUCCACGCAACACAGGCCAACGGUACUCUGCCAUUCUCUCUACUCAAGGUGCAGAGCCAAGACAUCAUAUCACUUUCUCCUCACACAGUUAGGUUUGCAAGUCAGUCACCUGCAGUGGUCUCGGUUAUGUUACAGGAGGUGGAACCAAAAGUCGGACUGAUGUCCACUUCUCACCUACUGGCACAACUGUGGGCAUGCCACUAGCCUGAGUGAUGCUUGCCUUGACUGAAAAUGUGUUGGACCAGGGAAAAUGUCAAUGUUCACUCUGCAAGAGAGCCAGGACACUGAUGUAGAGAUAUACAAGAGGAUGGUUUUGAGUGGCUGAGUCAGGAACCAAAGGUGGAAUGUGGGAGAGUACAACAGGUCCAUAAACAAUGAUGUGCAAAAGAUACUGUGAUAAAGUUAAUGCAGUCAGCAGAGUGACUUUUAGUGAAUUGCCAAAUAUAUGCCAGGUACUGAUUUACAAAUGCAAAGAAUUCAUUGUGUCUGUUUCAUGUAUGUUUCAAUACUUCAAGCUUUUUUUAGCUGUUGAUCAGACUAAUUAAGCAUAAUCUCCAGUUUGAGUAAAACAUGAUGGCCUUUGUUAUUUUCACCAUUUUAAGGACUGACUUGUAAAAAUUACAGCAAAAAUACUAACCAUUAUAGAUUCACUGGAAAGUAAAAAAUGAAGUGAAUUUUUCUUUCAGUUUGCAAAAUACUUUCUAGGGUCAUGAGAGAAAUGAUUAUGAAAGAAUAGAUAAAGAGAAAAUUGCACUUGUAAGCAACAUGUAAGCAAAUGUGAACGGUCUUAAUUGUUUGUAUUUCAGCUGGAAGCAUCAUGUACCUAUGACAGGCAUUUGAACACACUGUUUAACACUGCUGAUAUGUUUCCUGCUGUAUGUUCUUCUUCACUUAUUAAGCUGUGGAACAGAGUUCGUCAUGUGCCACUAGUUCACAGUGAGUAGACAAGGUCAUUGAUGUACAGGCUGAUUGUUAAUGAAUGAACUUUGAGGUGUGAGGACUCCC